AGUGCGCCUCCCCCUCCAAACGUUGUUUGACAUACCCAUCGUUGUAGGCUUUGCCUCUGGCUGUUUCUUUUUUAAAAGGCAAGCUCAAAGCCACAGAUUAUACAUUUUGCUCACAAGCCGUGCGGGUAAAAUAACCUACAGAGACAGCGGCAGCGGGAAUCAGGCUCUUUCUUUCUGAUUUGGAGACGAACAGCUUGCGCGUAAACGGCACCGGGCAUCACUGAAGGGAGAGAUACGUGGUGUCUGGAUAUUUUCUUUUUUUAAUUUAUUGGUGACAAGGUUGAAGGAGAUUGCAGGGGGAGCAGAGUGACUCUUUGUGGAUUGCGAGCAUCGGAUGACAUUUGGGAGUUGAGCGCGCAAAGCACCUGUGGAUGCAACACCCCCCACUGAUGUUUGGACUCAAAUCUUUUGCCAAGAAAGGAUUCACCACGAGAUUUAGUUGAUAAUCGUUGCGGUUUCGAUCAAACAGCCUGCAGUUUAGACAAGAAGCGCGCCAUGCUGCUGAGCGUUUCCUUCCUGGUGGUUCCCCUGCUGAGCAUAACUGGCUGCGGCUCCUCGUACGUGCCGUGCCAGCCGUGCGAUCAGAAGGCCCUGUCCAUGUGUCCGCCGGUGCCGGUGGGCUGUCAGCUGGUGAAGGAGCCCGGCUGCGGCUGCUGCCUAACGUGCGCGCUCGAAGAAGGCCAGCCGUGCGGCGUGUACACCGGGCCGUGCACGCGCGGGCUCCGCUGCCUGCCCAAGAACGGCGAGGAGAAGCCGCUGCACGCGCUUCUGCACGGCCGGGGGGUGUGCAGGAACGAGAAGUUGUACAAACUGCUGCAUCCGUCAAAAGAUGGAGAAUCUCAUGAUGACGCCAUGCUACCAGUCCCAGAGUCCAUGCUACCCCAAACCAAGGUUCCCUUAUAUGGAAGAGACCACAUCAGCAGUCGGAAGGCACAGGCCAUGAAACAGGCCAAGGACCGCAAGAAGCAGCUGGCCAGGUUGGGACCUGCCAGCAACCUGGACUUCUCCCCGCUCAGCCUGGAUAAACUGGAGCCUGAAUUCGGCCCCUGCAGGAGAAGACUGGAUAAUCUCAUUCAGAGCAUGAAGGACACCUCUAGGGUCUUGGCUCUGUCACUGUACAUCCCCAACUGUGACAAGAAGGGCUUCUUCAAGCGCAAACAGUGUAAGCCAUCUCGUGGUCGGAGGAGGGGGAUCUGCUGGUGCGUGGACCGGUUUGGCAUGAAAAUCCCUGGCAUCAACUACGCCGGCGGAGACCUGCAGUGCAAAGAUCUCGACAGCAGUAGCAACAGCAACGAAUGAGAGCAAACUGGUGGUACUCGCUGAGCCCCCAAAACCUGCCAAUCAAGCUAGCACACUUACUGACUGCCAAUCAGGAAAAUACGGCACAAAUGCUUAUAUAUAUGGUCAGGUGUGAUGGACUGUUUAAUUUUUUUCUUUCAGAGAGGAACCGAACUGAAAAGCUUGCUUGGGUGGAAAUCUUCACAUGUAGGUCUUUGGCUCCCCUGCUGACGGUGUACUAUGUUUGAGGUUAGCUAACACCUCACCUCUUUAUAUCCGUAGAUAAUAGAGGAUUAUAUAUAUUUGUAUGAUAUUGAUAAUAUGUUGUGUAUUGAGUGUAUUGCUAAAUUUACUCCACGAAAUUCUGAGACAAGACAUAUUUUAAAUGUGGCUACAAAUCAACUUUUUUCCUAAUUGUUGUCAUAGUGGUGAUCAAGGAGAAACCAUUGAAGAGUAAGUCAGUACUACUCUAAAUUAGCAAUGUUUUACUAACUGUUAAUCAUGUGAAUGACAGUCUGAUGUGAGAGGCAUUUUUUAGAUAUCAAAUAAUGACUUCUGCCAUUCAGUACUGCCCACAACCCACUGUCACUGAACACUUUCAGACUUUUUGGCUACUCUGCCAAGCCAGAAAAUGGGGGAAGGGUUUUGAAGGAUUCCUGUAGGAGGCUGGGUAUAUUAUAUAGUCAUCAGAUGGGAAAACCAUCUGAAGACACACAGAAUCAGCUGACAGUCAUUCCAUAUGCCAUAGCCAUGUCAGCAUGAUAGCUGUCAUUGUUUGUUCAGCAUAGAGUCAAGAAAAUUCUGUUUUCACUAAUUGGAUCUGUUACAGCUAACAGAAGCCUACACUUAAAAGAACAGUUUGGCAUUAUGGGAAACUUUAAUGAGAAGAUUGACACCACACUCAUAUUUGUCUGUUAGAAUGAAGCUAAAGCCAGCAGCUAGUAAGCUUAGCUUAGCACAAAGACUGGAAACAGCUAGCGUGGCUCUGUCCAAAUGUGACAAAACCCAUCUACUAGCACCUCUAUAACCCCCUUACAACUUGCAGUGAAAUGCGUUUCCGUGAUCGGAUUGCAUUUAGGUAGUGCUUGACCACAUCAAAAAAGUAAGGGUGUAAAUGCGCCCAGAAUGCAUUGAGAGUAGAUUGUGAUGUGAUCAGCCAAAUCACAGGAGGUGGUCAGGGAUGCAUUGUGAUCAUUUGAACACAAGUGUAAGCUUAAAUGCAAUUGCGUUUUUAAUUUACAAACAGCAAUGUGGACGCAAAUACCAGAUCUCCAGGAAGUGCACCAGACUUUGAAGCCAAUUUUCAUAGUGGCCAAACGGUGACAUUACAUCCAUGGCCCAAAAAGCCUUUUCUCAUUGACUUACAUGGCUAAAGAGACAUCUGGAAAUCAGCUGAUGAAUUAUUUUGAGCAUCACAACCCCUGCAAAAUGACUUGUCUCACUCCAUUUAGUUUGAUAACAUUUGGAAAGUACGCUUGCUUUUUCGGCCCAAUAAUGCAGAGGCAAUCCCGAUCAUCCAGGUAUCAGAUGGCAGGUGAACAUUUUUGGCUUCAUGCACCAUGAAGGAACUUUCAUAGGAAUGAACGGGGCACCACCCUCCACAGUGUAUCCAGUUCACUUUGUAUAUAUUCAUGGGGAAUACUUAAUUGCGCACAAAACCAGCAAGCUAGCAGCUAUUAGCUUGUUAGGUAACCAAGCUAUUCGCGAAAAGCAGCAAGAAAGGCUAGAAAUUUUCAAGACACUAGUUGAUGGAGUCAAGACAAGACCAAGUGAGUUUAAUUAGGUCCGGAACUUGACAUCUCAUAUCGCAACCAAGCCAUUUACAUGUAUGAAGCAAGGGCUAAGCAAAUGGAGGACAACGGCUCCAACUGAUCCUGGACACGGUGGCGAUUAGAUCUCAAAGGACACAUAUUUACGUUUGUAACCUGACCAAAGAGAAAAUGAAAACAAAUUCAAAACAAGAAAAUUAGUUUAAAAAAAAAAAGAAGUUAAAAACAAACAUACAAACAAACAAGGAAAUGACCUGAAAAAGUACUUAAAAAUUACAAUAAUUAUGUCUCUAUAAUAAUUUUCUAAAUUUAGUUGUUGGGGGUUUUUUUGCAAUUUGUGGGACAUUUCUUACCAAGUUGCAUUUUUCCUCAUCAUUGCCUUUUUCCUAUGUUCUGAAAUAAAUAGCACCAACUUGCUCCAUGUUCAAACGUUUAAAUACUUGAAAAAGUGUCUAAGAGCAGCACAAGAAAAGUGAUGUCUCUCCAGGUUUCAAAGGGUUAAUACCAGGUGUACAUGUUAUCAGGUAGAAUCAUAGCUAGAUGCAGUCUGGAUACAAGCUGCGUUUCAGUGCGAGGUGUAAAGGGGGUCUCAAGCUCCAUAAUUUACAUGUUAUAUGUUGUUAGUUUAAUCCAUAUAAAAACUUUUAAGUAGAGGUUGUGCGCUGAACUCUUUCUUGGCUGGGACCAAUGACUCCCUGGAGUAUCCAAGAAACCAAGACAUAGAAACUUAUGGUCAAAACUCAAGAGAAAUUCAUAAAAAUUCAACUUUAAAUUUUAGGAAUAUCAAAAGAGAAAUCAACAAUAGUGAGUUUUUAAAUCAUGUAAAUGUGUUUGCCAAUUAGAGGUGAUUAUUUUCUACAUCUCAAUUUAAGUCAAAAUCACAAUGUGAUGCCGUACGCAGCUCUUGGAAACAAACUGUAUUGUACUGUAAAACCUAGAACUCGGUCUCCUUUUUAAAGGCCUUUUUCAAGUCCAGACAACUGCGUCCACUGUUUGUAAAUGUAUGUACAGUGUGUGUGUGCAUGCUCCUGUGUGUCUAUGUGUGUGUGUACUGUACUGUACGUGCCAUGUCCUUAUAGUUCUCAACUACACUACAACUCUGUUUUUAAAUUCUCACGAGCCCAGCCUACCCAAGCUACUGUCCGACAAAUGUGGUGCCGUGCAUUUCCCUUUGGCACACAAAUUGUAUGCAAAGGCCCUGUGCUGUUUAUGUUUCCACGUGUAGGGUCUUCACUGCCACCACCCAGGCAAAUCUGUCGGCUUGCUCUCAGGGUUUAUUGGGUCCUGCAUCCUGCGAAGAGCAAGGCCGCUGAGUUUGCAUGUAAAUUCAAGUGCCUUCUGCCCCAUGCCACUUUGAAUUUUCAUUUGCAUGUGGACCCAUAGUGUUGUUGAAUGAGGGACACUCUGGCACAAAGGAGGGAAACAAUUUCAGGUGUGGAUGCGGUCUGAAAGAUUUAUUGUCAGAUUUUGUUUUUCAGUUGGCUGCUGACAAAUAUUAUCAUGAUCUCUCAGUCAAGUGAACAUAUGUUCUAUAGCUCAAAUUUGCUUAAGAUCCAUUUUUUUGUUGUUAUAAUCGAGCAUUCAUUUCAUGACUCUUAUAAUCUCAGACAUUCCUAAUGCCUAAUCACUAUAGUGAUAUUAGGAGAUCAUUGACAGGGGCUCAUCAGCCAAUUUGAUUCUAGCACACAUGUAAACACAACACAGUGACACUUUCUCAGAAUCUCUGUUGAAAAAAAACAUUAAUGUGAACAUUAUGGUUAAAUAUUUAUCAGGCGUGUAAUUGAUGUACUCUUUUUUUUUUGUAAUGACAAAUCAUUAUUUAAAUAAAGUUCAUGUACUCA
Molecule: messenger RNA, 4888 nt
Organism: Epinephelus fuscoguttatus (brown-marbled grouper)
Lineage: Eukaryota; Metazoa; Chordata; Actinopteri; Perciformes; Serranidae
Gene: igfbp5a
Product: insulin-like growth factor binding protein 5a
Exons: 4
Coding region: 496-1299 (267 amino acids)
Biological process (GO): regulation of insulin-like growth factor receptor signaling pathway
Cellular component (GO): extracellular region
Molecular function (GO): insulin-like growth factor II binding; insulin-like growth factor I binding; fibronectin binding
Source: RefSeq, a predicted model, not a curated record